This is a messenger RNA of Trypanosoma cruzi, 1092 nucleotides long. RefSeq names its product mucin-associated surface protein (MASP), putative. The transcript has a single exon. Lineage: Eukaryota; Euglenozoa; Kinetoplastea; Trypanosomatida; Trypanosomatidae. The coding region runs from base 1 to 1092 and encodes 363 amino acids. The record is from RefSeq and is a predicted model, not a curated record.
AUGGCGAUGAUGAUGACUGGCCGUGUGCUGCUGGUGUGUGCUCUCUGCGUGCUGUGGUGCGGUGCCGGCGGUGGUGCGGCCGAGGAACCUGGAGGAGUGGCAGAGCCCGAUGUGGUGCCACUUGGUUCUACUCAGCAACAAAUAACAGGUGGCAGUCAACGAGAAGAUAAAGGUGCCAAAGAAGAACAAGGACAGGGAAGGGAUACAAACAAUGGAGAUGAACAACCAAUAAAAAAAGAAGAAGCAGAUGAACAACAAAGCCAAGAACAAAUCCAAACACAACAAGACGCUCAAGCACUAAAAGGAAAUGCAACACCCCAGCCCGCAGGAAAAUCAUCGGAAGAAGGCGAAAUUGAUGACGAUUCGGACGUUCAAAAUGAAAUAAAAGUUUUGGAUGAUGGGAAACGAAACGAAGAAAGGGUUCAGAGCCAAGAAGAAGUUGCACGUGACGAAGACGCUUCGACAGUGAAUUUAAAUGACAGCCAGCAGGAAACAUCAGGAGGCAUACGUACAGGAGACCUUCGGGGAAAAAGCCGACAAGAAGGUGAAAAAGAAGGGGAUGAUGGGGGGAAAAAAGAACGGGAAAAACACCAAGAAGAGAACAAACGAAAACCACAAGAACAAAAUGAAAUGCUGCAGCAAAAGCAACAACAAAAACAACAACAGGAUCAAGGAAGAGAACAUUCAGAAUACAAUCAAAAAGAAUCCACAAAAGAUAAAAAUGGUGUUGGUACAAAUCAAACCGCAAUUACACACAACAGCGACAGCAGCACCGCGGCAACCGCGGCCCUGCGGUCUGAUGCUGGCAAAGAAGACACUCCAACCACCAAUCAUCCGAACCGACCCUCCACUGAAGGCGCCACACCACCCGAAAAGACUUCCGAUGGUGAAGCUGCAUCAGCCAACAAAUACGACACGGUCCCUCAGAGUGCAGGAUCCACAACAGCGCCAACCACAAACGCCAAAGUAGGUGAUACGGCGAAGCCUGUCGACAAUGACGGCAGCAGCGCGUUCUCCCACACCACCUCCCCUCUUUUGCUUCUUCUUUUUGUUGUUGCGUGUGCGGCUGCUGCUGCGGUGGUGGCCGCGUGA